Daphnia pulex (common water flea) is the source of this 8422-nucleotide messenger RNA. RefSeq names its product protein PRRC2C-like. The record is from RefSeq and is a predicted model, not a curated record. The coding region runs from base 450 to 7598 and encodes 2382 amino acids. The transcript is spliced from 8 exons. NCBI's taxonomy places the organism in Eukaryota, Metazoa, Arthropoda, Branchiopoda, Diplostraca, Daphniidae. Gene Ontology annotation, biological process: cell differentiation.
GAUUCCCAUCCCCCUCCAUAGUUGCGACAAGCAGCCCCUACAGGCAGGCAGCCAAAGUACUUUUUCACUACGUUUGGUGGCUAGUGGAAAUAAAGGGAAAAAGAUUUAUUCGUGCGCGCCCUAGUAGGAAAAUUUUCCGUGCACAAAGAACAUUUUUCAUCCGGCUACAUCCAUUAGGCCGAUACAUUAACAAGUGUUGUGUUAUUUUAUUCUGGAUUAACCCAAGUGGACGAACCUAGGUAACAAGAACCGGAAAUAUUUCAAUACCGUUUGUCUCAGUCAAAAAUUUCUUUUUAACGAUCGUCUCCGCACCUCCACUUUACUUUUUAAAAGGGUUCGCCGACGUUCGUGAUUCGAAGGCUCCAGUAUAUCCUCUUAUUGUCCCAGGGCAAAGGUUCGUUCUGUGGGUGGGAAUCUGAGUGCCUCAUGUUGGGGAUUGUGUGUCCAGCAUGUCCACAUCGACCACUAAUGUCAGUGCUACCAAGGGGGAGAAAGGCAAAGCUAAAUAUGCAGCGCUAAACAUCAAUAACUUGUACAAGGGUAACUCUAUCGAGCCACAGGCCAAAACUGUAGCCCCUAAACAUGGCAUGCAAAGUCUGGGUAAAGUGCCUAGUGCUCGACGGGCCCCUCAACCUGUCAACUUGCCUAGUCUGAAAUCAGAGAGUGGCGUAGUCGCUCCCGAAACCUCCAACUCAAAUUCUUCGAAUUCAUCCACCAGCGGCGGUGGAGGUGGUAGUAGUGGUACAGUAGCCCCUUCGACAGCCCCACAGUCUGCUACUCCCAACUCAGCGGGAUGGACUGGAAGUGCUCAAGAAGCAGCCGCAUCAGCUCCGGUUGUUGCCGGAAACAAGCCACCCCAAUCGCAAUCGCCAGCUCCAGUCGGAGUCGUUCCAGUUUCGACAGGUCCCGUUCCAACAGUUGCUCCAGCACAGCCGGCGAUCCCUGUUCAGCCACGACAGAGCACCACAUUUCUAGAGAGGAAAUUUCAACAAGAAUUUCCUUCUUUGACGGCGGACUCACAAGUAACUGGCCCUCCAGCGAAGAGAGCACCUGCACCGCAACCACCUACAGUGGUUGCCGCGCCUGUUCCAGUCUCGCCAUCGGAAAUUCCUCGUCAGGAGUCUCCUCAGCCUCUGCAGUACGGUCCAGGUCCCAGUCUACGACCACAAACCGAAGGCAGUUGGGUGCAGGGAGGAAGGCCGUCAAAUGUGUCACCUUCUCAAGGGGGCUCAGGUGUCGUCGAUGGCUUGGCUGGGCAGGUUGCAGGUGUUUUGCCUCCGGGCCAGGCCGGCCCACGCGGCAUUCCUGUGCAUCCAGGUCAGAUUGCCGGCCAACCUCAUGCGCUGAGAUCUGUCAUGCCUCCUUUCAUGUUCCGAGGUGGACAGAUUCCUCCGGGUAAUUAUCCAGCCGGUCCGUAUCCGGGUUCCGGACAAUACGGACCUCGAGGACCUGGCGGUCCACCUGGUCGAUAUCCCCCACCUCCCAACCAAGAGGCUCGUUUCCGUCAAGGAAUGAGGAUGGCCAAUCCAGCUGCUAACCAGAACGAUCCCGAUUUGUAUCCUCGACCAAUCAUCAAAGAAGAAGAUCUUCGAAGAAUGGAUGAAAUUUCAGGGGAUGACGGCUGGGCGGCUUUGCAGGACGAACCGGAUUAUGACAAGAAACUCGACGAUGAUGAACCUACCGAACAACAGCGUAACGCCCAACAAACUGGUGCUUCAACGACGAAUGCUGUUGCAGCAGCAGCCGCAGCCGUUGAGGAAGAGUCGAAAGCGGAUAGAGAUGGGAAAUGGGCCGACAAUAUUCAAGCUCAAGGCCGGGCCAUUUCAACUCCGCCCGCUCAAAACGUAAAUACUCUUAACAGAGAUCGCGGUGUUGAUCGUGGCGUUGCGCAGAUUGGAGGUAGUGGAGGUGGUGGUCCGCCUCUUCGCCAUCCUCACCAGCAGAAUAAUAGCCGACCAAUUUCACUUGACGAAGAUGAUUUCUGGAGAGAGCAGCAAAGGCAACAGAAGAAUGUAGAAAUUAAAGCAGCUCAGCGUGCGAAAGAAAUGAGGGAAGAGGAAGAGCGCCGAUUUGAACAAACCAAACAAGGAGAUCGUAAUAGGGAGCCCAUCGCUGACACUGAACCAAGAACCGGGUUGAAUCAAAGAGAUCGUGAUCGUGACCGAGAACGCGACAGGGAGCGUGACAGAGAACGUGACAGGGAACGCGAUAGAGAAAGGGAUCGAGAACGUGAUCGGGAUCGCGACCGCCAUCUCGAUGAUCGUGCCCCUGAAAGAGAAAAAUACGAUCGUUCUGGAUUGGGAAGACCUGGAAAUGACCGAUCUGACUACUCAUACGGUGGCCGCAACGCUCCGCCACAGCCUCAACUUCCUCCGAGGUUUUUGAAGCAAAGACAACAACAAGCUGCCGUUGGUGGUGGAAGAAUGGAUGAGAACGAACAACGUGGUCCACCUCCAAAGGAAAUUCGAUUAAGAGAUCGAGAUGACCGCGAACGACCUCGUGAACCUCCAGUCAUGGAUCGCAGUAAUAGCUAUGACUCUCGCGGAGGAGGCGGGCGUGAUGGUCGUGAUUGGCAUCAAGACCGAGACAGGGAACGAGAUCGCGACAGGGAGCGUGACCGUGAACCACCGUACAAGAGACCUGGCGACAAUUGGCAGCGAUCUGAUCCAGAGAAAAGGCUCAGUGACGGUCGAGGAGGUCAUCGGCCUGAACCUUCUGGUCGCGAUCGUGACUGGGUGGAAAAGGAAAGCAUCACCAUGAAGCGCAAAGAUGCCAAGACGUCUGAAUCUGAUACCAUGGAACAGGAUCGUCCCAACAGCCGAAACAGUCGUUCCAGUUUGAAGGAUGAAAGUAGCAGCAAGGAAAAGGGUAUCCUUCCUAUCCCCAUGCCAGAAAUUGUUUCAUGGGCGGAUGAGCCCGGCGAAGAAGAUAUUCCACCUCCUCUAGCUGGGACUGCCGAUUCUCGUGGAUUCAGUGAAGAACGACGCAUUCAAGGUGGCGGCAAAGCCCACGGCGCCGGAUCUCACCAUCAUGCACCUGCUCCCAUUCCAAGAGACAGACUUGAAGCCGACGUUCGUGCGGAAAACAAGCAAAGCAAUUUUGUUCCGCUCCGACGGCUGCCGGGCCGUGAAGGUCAGCCGACUCCACCACAGCCGCCAGCGACGACUCAUGGCGAUGGAAGAAGCGGAUCUGCUCCAUACUCUGCCAGUAAUAACACUCAAGAAGACCAGGACAAAAAGCAACAGCGAUCUUCUUCUGACAGUGUUCAAAAUGUUUGGACGACACGCUCCAAAAGCCGAGAACAAGUUCCCGAACCGUCGAAAAUUGUGGAAGACAAACUGUCCAGCGUCGAGGCUAAUGAAGAUUCUGAUCGCAAAGGCCCAGCUAAAGAUUUGCGAAAUAGACCAGCUUCUUCGUUGGCACCGAAAUCUGUAAACAGUGGCACCGCUAGCAACAACACUUCAUCCAUUACCAAUAAUGUAUCAACUGCUGGUCCGGCAGGGCGACGAAGUGGACCAGGCCAACGUCGUCGAGAAUCAAAUUCUCGUUAUUCCGACAGUUACGAUGAUUAUUAUGAAGAAGAUGGCGCUCAUUAUCGAACGAAUGAACAGCACGGAGAGAAGAAACAACACGUGGAACCUCCGAGAAAGAGUAAGUCUCCGGAUGAAGAAGAAAACCAGAAGAAGGAUCACGCUAGAAGUGGUGGUGGUGGUACAGGAAACAACCGAGGUCCUGCUCCAGCUGCGGCAGCUCCUUUCCGCAACCGAAGAGGUAAUGGUCGUGGUGGAUUUGAAGAUGAGGAACCGCACAUUCGCAAUAAAGAUGGCCAGCAACAACAACGUCCUCCUCGUUUCCAGCAGCAAGAUGAAUCGGUGGGCGGAUCGGCUCCCAGAGUCGAUCACAAGAUCAAAGAAGAAGCUUGGGAGAGUGGCCAUUCAGAGCACAGCGAUUCCGCAAACAAUCGUUCAAACCGACAGCGAGGCGGUGGAGGACGCGGAAGUGGCGGAGGUGGUAACGCUGCCCCCGCUGGUGCUGGUGACAGACGCGUCCGUGGCAAACCGGACCAUAAUGAUUAUUACAAAGAUUCGGAGCCUUCCAGUGUUGGAACCGCAUCUAACUCUGCGCCAACAAAGGAAUCUUCUUCUGUCGUCGAAGACAAGGAUCACGAUAGAAAGCCUGCUCCUAAAGACCGGUCACAGCAACUUAAUCAAGAAGAUGGCUCCAAGCGCGUUGGAGAGUCACGCGGUGAAAGGAGGAAUGAACCCAAAGACAUCCGAGACAAUAGAGAUAAUCGUGAUCGUGGAGAACGGAAUCGAAACGAUCGUGAGCGAGGCGAUCGAGUCGAACAACGGGAUCGUAAUGACAGACCUGUAGGACGGAAUGAUGACCGUGGGAAUCGUGGAGGACAGGCCUCUAAAGCAUCAGAAAAUCAACGCUAUGAGCAGCGAGCUAAGACCAAUCUCCCCCCUCGCUUGGCCAAGCUGGGUGACAAUCGUCACAAAAUUCAAAAAUCGGAGAGUGCUGAAGCCCACGAAGGUGGAACGUCCUCAACGCAAACUAAAGAGAGCACUCCACCUGUCCAACAACAGCAGCAAAUGGGUGGAACACCGUGGGAAAAGGCAGGAGGUGUGCCUUCACCAGGACUUACGAGCGCCAUGGCUUCGAUGGCGUUGGCCGAUUCAGCCGUAGACAAGGUGACCGAAGAGAGCACCGUCAUUCUAGAUGGAACUACACCGCCAGCUCAGACCAUCAUUUUUGAAAAUACUAAUUUCAAGAGUUCGUCGGCGGAAUUGGCGAAAGGAAGGGGAACACCCCCAACUCAACAGGGAGGACCCAAAGGAUCCGCUGCUAUGCAGCAACAAAAGAUGCAGCAGCCUGAUGCCAAGGCGUCGGCACCCAUCAUCUCGACUGCCAAUGCUUCAACCAAAGGAGAAGCAGUGCAAAUGGCUGCCGUUGCCGCUGCAAUGGGUGUAGGUGGAAAUGGUGGAUAUCAAGGAACAGGAAAUCUUCAGCUAGCUGUUGGUAGCAAUAAAUCUGCUAUGGUUGGUAGUGGAACCAAUUCUGGGGUCCCUAGGAUCCAACACCUUGCAUCGUCCAGUGUCCAGUCGCCUAUCUCACCAUCAACGGCUGAGCUGAACAUGAAAAUCGCAUCGGUUAAAAAGGUUUGGGAUAUGCCGACCGUCAUGGAACACCACGGGGAAGAUCCAAACCAAGUGGUGAAUCCUAAUGUAGUACCCGGAGCUUAUCCAGUUCAGGGAUACGAAACGGACCCUUCAGCCGAUAUGAGUCAGGAUGUGUAUGCCCAACAACAGGCGAAAAUGGAUAACUCUGGUGUGAACAACGUUUGCAAGGUCAAACCUCAACAGCAGCAGCAACAACAACAGGCUGCAGCGGCAGCUGCUAUGGCUUUGGCUGCUCAGCACGGCAUUUCAUCGUCUCCGACAUUCAGUAGCGGAGCACCCACAUGCAAUACUCCUUCCGUAGCGGCGGCGGCAGCAGCGGCAGUCGCAGCUGCUGCGGCCGCUGCCAGUGCCGGUGGUCCUGCUGGAUUGGGCUCCGUAGGACCUUUGGGUUAUCAUCAGUAUGGUGGCAUGCCAGCCGUUCCGUCUCCUCCGGCCGCUAUGGUGUACGGCUCAGCGCCUGGCCAACAGCUACAGGGUGCUCCUCAGGCCGGUAUUUACGGCCCAUUCCUGGAUUCGAAUUCUCAGUUUUCGUUGUUGCAAGUGCUCAAUGGUCCAGGCAAUCCGGGCCGAUCACAGUUUUCACAUUUCAUGUCACCAGCUGCUCACGGUGUUGGCAUGGGGCACGCUGGACUCUCAAAUUUGGGUAGUUUGAGCAACGCUGGCGGUGGAGGUCCUUUUGCUCAACAAAACAUUUUGUUCCAGCAACCGCCUCCGCCAAGCCCGGCAGCUCCACCCAAUGCUUCUUCUGGUGGUGCUUCAGGAGGUCACGUUCCUCCAUCUGUUGCGAUGAAUGACUUAUACCAGUCGUCACAGUAUCGACUACAAGGUCACGGUCCUUUCGCCCCUCAGUCGCAGCACAACAAUCCUGGACCGAUGUUAAUAUCCAGCAAUAACUCUCUCGGCCUCAAGUCAUCGUCGUACGGUUCUAUUGGCCAGUCUAUCCACGGAUCGAUCGGCACCAAAUCUGCUUAUCAGCAACAACCAACUGGUCAUCAGCAUUCUCAGAUGUAUUAUCCUUAUGACCCGAACCAGCCACUAAUGAAUAUGAGCCAAGUCAGUCAAAUGGGCGGCCAAAGUUACUUGUCGCAAUCGCAGCUUCUGUCGCAGCAGCGAACAGCUCCUCCGCCACAAGUUCAAGCAAUUCAGCCGCCGCCGUCUUCGUUCUAUUCGGGAGGUGCCGGUCAGAGCAACCAGAACGCAGGUUAUUAUGGACAGCAACCUGGUGGCCCUAGUCUCCAACAAAUGGGACAAGGUCCUCCAGCCGCCCCUGGCCCGUUUUCGCUCCCAGGGUUUGCAUCUCAAGCUGGCCUGCAAGGAUACGCCAAUCGGGCUGCUCAACAGCAGCAGCAACAACAACAACAGCAACAACAGCAGCAGCAACAACAACAACAGAUGCCGUCGCAACAGCAGCAGCAGCAAUACAAUCUAAACAUGGCUGCACGUUAUCCGCCACGAAACGGCCCUGGUCCGAUGUGUACGAACCAAGUACCUCCGACAGGACCACUAGGCGGUCUACAAUUUGUUAAACCUACUCAUUCACCGUCUGGUCCGAGUCCAUCUCCUGCUGGAGCCGCUCCAUCUCCAGCCCAGUACAUGUCCGGACAACUGGACAACAUUGGAAGUAGUCAGAGUGGAGGAGAGAAAAUAGACAUGGUUCAGCAGCAACAGGGUGGUUCCGGAACCUCUCCCAAAUCGAGGAACAAGGUUCAGCAACAACAAGCAGCCAAUCAGCAGCAACAACAGCAGCAGCAACAACAGCAGCAGCAGCAGCAGCAGCAGCAAAUUCAUCCGAUGAACAAGUUUCCGGGCAGCUCACAUUCGAGUGGUGCUUACCCUGGCCCUCCCUCGAUUCGAACAUCUUACGUUUCCGUCCGAAGCGCUCCACCGCCUCAGCAAACAUCAGGGAACAACUCCAAUAACAUGAUGAGUUCCGGCGGAAGCACGGGCAACAAUGCUCCUCGGUAUCCGACACCAAUUCAGCGACCGACUGCUCCUACAGGCAACAUGCAGCAACAUCCUCCACCGCCCAUGCAUUCUAGUGGCCCUCCCGGAGCCCCUGUAGGUGGCUUGGGAGCCCGACCUAGAGCCCCCAACCCUCAUCCGGCUCGAAUUCCCGGCUCGGGUUCGGCACCUGGUCAUCCAUCUCAGAUGAAGAGCAACGCAUCAAAUAGUUAUGCGAUGACGGCAAAUCAGCAACACGACAAAUCGACUCCAGCUAGUAGCAGCAACGCUUCGACUACUCCGACUACGGCAACCACUUCGGCCAGCGCGGCAACGUCUUCGGCCGAUGAUAAGCCUCAACGGAAAGGAGGUAAUAACGCGUCAGAUGCUUCUACGAAGCCUGGUUCGAGUGAAUCAAGCAACAAGGACAGCAGUGCUAAAGCCGACGGUUCUGUCGCUUCCGCCGCCAAGUGAAUUUGAGGAGAUAGUAAAAGAAAAAAAAAACUUAAAAAAAAGUGCUGUGCAAGUUUUUCGUUUGAAGGACUCGGUUUCCUGAGUGGAAGAUUUCACACAGACUUUCUUUUUGCAAAGCUGACGCACGGGGAAAAAAUUAAAGAGCGUAAGAAGAUAACUUGUCCUUUUGUACCGGACAUUUGUCGUCUUCUGCUAGCCCUGCAGCUGCCGCCCUAAACUCCCCUUUUUCCUUCUUUGAUCCUUUGUACUUUUUCCCCGACUGAUCACUUUUUUCUUGUUCCCGCACACACACCUCGUUUAUUCGCGACAAAGCUAAAAAAAAAGGCCCACCAAUUGUUUCUCCUAAUUUUUUUUCGUCCUUCCAACUUUUGGCCGUUUUCCAAUUUUUUGUAGCAUAAAAUAAAAAUCACCCCACCGCUGCUCACCGCAAAAAAAUAAGCUAUUUGAAUUCGAUCGAAUGCUGGUCUGAUUUUUGAAGAAACUUUGUGCGAGUGUAUGUAAGGGAAAAAGAGUAGCAAACGAGCGGAAUUCAUGAAGGACAAUUUGAUUGCGCGGUGUGAAUCUAAUUUUUCACUACGACCCUUUAUUUUUUCAUCCCUUCUGUCCUCUUUGGGGGUUGUCUCUUACGUGUUUGUUUCAAGAUUUCUUUAUUUUGCUCUGCAUUCUCAAACCCACUUCUUCUCUCUUAAUUAAACAAAUCACUCCUUUUUCCCUGUUUUGCCACACAACAUCGUUUGGAGCAAGAUAAAUGAAACAAAAAAAAACGAAAUAAGUUGUGUAUUAUUGCAUCUUGUGUAAUCAAACAUGGUUCGUUUUCCUCGCGA